This is a messenger RNA of Schistocerca gregaria, 788 nucleotides long. It is a transcript of the gene Polr3H, whose product is annotated as DNA-directed RNA polymerase III subunit RPC8. Gene Ontology annotation, cellular component: RNA polymerase III complex. The transcript is spliced from 5 exons. NCBI's taxonomy places the organism in Eukaryota, Metazoa, Arthropoda, Insecta, Orthoptera, Acrididae. Gene Ontology annotation, molecular function: DNA binding; DNA-directed RNA polymerase activity. The record is from RefSeq and is a predicted model, not a curated record. Gene Ontology annotation, biological process: DNA-templated transcription; transcription initiation at RNA polymerase III promoter. Bases 15 to 629 code for a protein of 204 amino acids.
UUGAAAAACAAAAAAUGUUUGUACUUGCCGAAAUGAAGCAUGUCAUACGAAUUCCACCACAUGAUUUUAAGAAGAGGCUUAAUGAUGCUAUUUCAGAAGAGCUGAACAAGAAGUUGGCGAACAAAGUUGUUUUAAAUGUCGGUUUGUGCAUUGCACUGUUUGACAUAACGCGUUUAGAAGAUUCUUACAUAUUCCCUGGUGAUGGCGCAGCACACACCAAAGUAAACUUCCGUUAUGUUGUAUUCAGGCCAUUCAUGGAAGAAAUACUCAUCGGUAAAAUUAAAGGCUGUAGCCCAGAAGGCGUUCAAGUUACACUUGGGUUUUUUGAUGAUAUAAUUAUUCCACCAGCAUCGUUACAGCAUCCGUCAAGGUUUGACGAAACAGAACAAGCCUGGGUGUGGAAGUAUGACACUGAUGGUGACACACAUGAUUUGUUUAUGGAUCCAGGAGAGACAAUAAGAUUUCGUGUUACUGCUGAGAGCUUUGUGGAAACAUCACCUGUUGGUCCUGAGAAUCCAGAUCUAAAAGAUGCAGUUGAUACUACAGAAGAGCCAAAAGUUCCAUACAAACUGACAGGUAGCAUCAAUGAACCAGGUCUUGGUCUUUUGUCUUGGUGGGCAAAUUCGUAGUGUACAGACACUUUGGAAGAAGAUUGAUGUAUUUAACAGUCAGGAACUGGUACAACAGGAUGUCAACACAGGUAGUUAAUGCAGUAAUUGUAUUUUUGGAUUCAUUUGUAUUCAUGGUCUGUUGUAAGCAAUAAAUUUAUUAUUCAAGUAUUCUUUAAA